Messenger RNA from Ricinus communis (castor bean), 2433 nucleotides. RefSeq names its product RING-H2 finger protein ATL11. NCBI's taxonomy places the organism in Eukaryota, Viridiplantae, Streptophyta, Magnoliopsida, Malpighiales, Euphorbiaceae. The record is from RefSeq and is a predicted model, not a curated record. The coding region runs from base 299 to 1609 and encodes 436 amino acids. The transcript has a single exon.
UCUUAUCUGUGUUGGGUCCCAAACAAAACUCAAAGUCAAACACUCUCAAACUAAAAUAUAUCCUCCUUUGGCCCAAAACCCCACGUCUUCUCUCUAUUACCAUUACUAUGUUUCUCUUCUUUAUUUGUUAAUUAUCACCAUAUAAGAAUCAUCACCUCUCUUCCGUUAAUGCUAAUACUGUCUUUUAUCUUUCUUUGCUUUUCCUUUUAGCAACCAUUUGAAUCAUUAAAAACACAUUACUGUUACGAAACCGACUGUUCCAUUUUGCUGAUGAGAAUCAUCGCUUGAUCUCCAAACUAUGAUAAACUACACCUCUUUUUUUCUCCGACUCAAUCAUGGGUUACUGGUCGUUAAGUUACUCUUCAUUCUUUAUACGUCACCGUUUACUUCAGCCCAGCAAGAAAGUACUACUCCUCCUACGCUUGAGCCGCUUGCUCCGGCCCCAAGUUUUAACCCUUCUCUUGCAAUACUUAUGGUUAUUAUCGUUAGUGCUUUCUUUGUAAUGGGGUUUUUCUCCGUUUAUAUUCGCCAGUGUGCUGACCGGAGAUAUCGCCGAGGAAGCAACUUCAACCCUUCGGCCUCCCCUAUUGGAGGCGGAGGACGGUGGUCCCGGAGAAGGCAGCAGGGACUUGACCCGGAAGUUAUCAAUACGUUUCCUACGUUUCUUUAUUCCACGGUCAAAGGCCAUAAAAUCGGCAAGGAGUCGCUCGAGUGUGCUGUUUGUUUAAAUGAGUUCGAAGAUGAUCAGACGCUGCGUUUAAUCCCCAAGUGCAGCCAUGUUUUUCAUCCCGAUUGCAUCGAUGCAUGGCUCGCUUCUAAUACUACUUGUCCGGUUUGUCGUGCUAAUUUGGUACCUAAACCAGGUGAUUUGGCUUUUGAUUCGGUUAGUUUCUUUGAACCGAACAACACCAACAACACCUCGGUUGAACCAGACCAACUCCAAGAACGGCCCAAUGAUGAGACACAAAACGGCGUUCUAAUUCGCGUUUCUGAUGAUCACGAUAGAAGUAGACCAGAGGUGCAAAAUCAACAAUCUCCGGAUGUGAUAUCAUUAAGUACAGCCAGUCAGAAUCGGCCACCUCGAUCAUGGUCAACUGGGUGGCGGUUCGCUAGAUUAUUUCCAAGAUCACACUCGACCGGACAUUCUUUGGUUCAACCUGGUGAAAAUUUGGACCGGUUCACUCUAAGAUUACCUGAUGACGUGCGGAGUCAGUUACUGAACACUCACUUGAACCGUGCAAAGAGCUGCGUGGCAUUUCCUAGAGCUUCGAGUUCCAAAAAAGGAUACAGAAGUAGGAGUGGAGGAGGUUGGCGCGGUAGAAACUUUUAUUUCUAUGAACGGUUCGACGAAGAAGUCCGACCCGAACAUUCAGGUUUAACAUUGACUCCGCCUUUUAUUUCUAGAACUGGUUCCAUUCAGUCUUCGAAAGGAGUAGGUAGCAACGAUGAGGCGAAUGCUACUCCGCCAAAAAAUUUCUUGAAAUCUAUAAAAUCUCCAUUUGAUCAGUUAUUUCUCAAUGCGGAUAAAAACCACAGUAAAAACGACGUGGGUGAACGGUCGUCUGACCAGCUAAGGCCUCAUCCUGACGUAUCAUAUAGUCAAGUUUAGGGGCUUGGCGGCUUUGAUAUUUGGGAGUUUUUUUCUUACCAAUUGUGUACAUAUAUUCUGUUUUUUAAUUAUUGUUUUUGUGAAUCAACAGAUUCUUAAUUUGGAUCUUGACUCUUUCUUUACAAAAAUUAGCAGGCCUAAUUUCUAUUUUCUAUUAUGUAAUUGGUUAUACAAAGUGGUUUAAUGAAGAUGGUGGAUAAGUACUAAGUAGGAACGUGCUAGCAUUAACUAGUCCAGUUUUUCUUCACGACUAAUUAUCUUUUCUGUGAAACACGUUCUUCUAGCUUUAUUUAGUUAGUGGUUUUCGAAUCAUCAGUAACAUAUAUAUCCAGCUAUGGAGUCUGGAACCCUAUGCCCCUGAAAGACGAGGGCUUCGUGUCCUAAGGCCAUUUUUUAGCUAAAGAAUGAGCAACUGCAUUACCAAUUCUCCUACCAAGAGAAAAUGAAAUAGCAGCAGCAGCAGCAAGAGAGUUACAGUUACAGAAGAAAAGACAGCAGAUACCAUGAAUAAGGAGAUGAUGCGGUAAUGGACCUGACUCUGUCUUCCCAACCCAAUUCUACUUGAUGGCUUGAAGUUGCUUGUCUUUUACUUUUGCUCUCUUUGGGCCAAGAGGACACCCGACUGCACUAGUUCUGAGCCAGGGCCUGAUAUCGCGUUGCCUGUUUCUGUAACUAGCCUCUUAGCAGCUGCAAUGACAUUAUUUAUCUUAUUUCUAUUAGAUAUUGCAGGAUUAGUUCACAUAUUUUACGCAAUUAAAAUAACAACAAUGGCAUUCAUUCUGUGCUCACAGAAGAAUUCAAUUAUAGUAAAAUUCAGUUCAAUA